CAUAAUAACAACAACACAGGAAAAUUAAAUAUAGUAGUAAUAUGUAACUAUAGUAAUAAUAAUAUGCAUACAUUUAAUAUUUUAUAUAUAUAUUCUAGCUCUCAAAUCCGUUUUUUCAUAAUGGAUUUCGAAUUCACUAUGAUCAAUAGGACCGAAAUAUUAUUGGUAUCCGGCGCCAUCUCCAACAGUUUAGAAAAAUAUAAACCGAUGAAACUGGAAGGGAAUCCUCUUGUACUUACACAAGACGAUAAGUUAAGGAGGUUCCGGCGCCGUGACUUGGGAAAAGUUGUGCAAACAAUCAAAAGGGUAUUCCGGAGUAAACCAAACUUGACCACACCAUUGUUGGACCAAUUAUACAAAAGUAUAACCCAUCAGGGGGAGUCGACUUUGUCAACGGUAUACCUACAGAAAUAUUUGCACAUCGAUAACAGGGAGCCAAUAAUAGUUUUUUGGAACGGAACGACAGAUCUAACAAUUGUAAAAAGAUUAAGAUUAAGGGGUAUUUUAGCGUUUUUAAAUAUAACGGCGUACAGUGAUAGGAAUAAUAAUGAAUUUAAUUUAAAACUAACUAACAUAGAAACAAGAGAAACCUUAUAUUCAGGUUACAUAGGAAAACUUAAUAAAAACGGCAGGAUGUUAAACUUAUUAGAAGCACAUGAAUUGGUGUGCAAUACGAAUCAUCAUAUCACGCAUUGUCACGAUCCAAUUGCUGAUGUAAUUUUAACCAAAUGCGUUUUUGACUAUGUAGUCACGAAAAUAAGGCCGAUAUAUUUGUAUAGACUAGGUAGAAAAUAUAGAAAAAAAAUAAAUAUAUAUAGAGAUUUUUAGGAUAAUUUCAUGGUGAAGGUAAUUACGUAGACUUAACACAGUUAUAUUAUUUUAGAUUUAUCGAAGAAUUAAAAAAAAUAUUAAGCACCGAAGUACAUAUUUAUAAACUUAAGGAAAAUAAGAUGGAACCGGUAUGCUUUAACUGGCACAUAUUAAAAGCAAACAAAAGAUUAAACGAACGUUAUGAUUUCAAAAAAUUAAAUAAGAUAACCAGAAAUAUUGAACUCUUUAUGAAUGACCAUUGUAACGGAGAAUGUAAGGAAUUACUUAAAUUAAUAGAGAAAACAAGAGAUCCAAGCUAUAUACUCGAAUAUCCUAAGUAAAUGAAAUUAUGUUGACAUAUAUGUGUAACAAUUUAUUAUAUUAUUCACAUAACUUAUCAAUUGGUGGAAGAUUUAUUAUAACUAACAAAUAUUGUAUUCAAAAGGGGAAAUAUAAACUUAUAUUAUAUAAUAAACUAAACAUUUUAACACUUCUAAUAUUAUAAUUUCAGGUAAUCAAAAUUUAUAUUAUUAUGUAUUCAAAUUUUAUCAUAUAAAAAAAAAAAAGAAGAACACAAUGUAAUUAAAUAAUAUUGUAAAUUACAUUAUAAAUGUAAAAUAUGUAUAACAAAUUGUAACCUAUUAUAACAAAAUUGUAAAU
This is a messenger RNA of Metopolophium dirhodum (rose-grain aphid), 1470 nucleotides long. RefSeq lists its product as uncharacterized. The transcript has a single exon. The record is from RefSeq and is a predicted model, not a curated record. Lineage: Eukaryota; Metazoa; Arthropoda; Insecta; Hemiptera; Aphididae. Bases 64 to 828 code for a protein of 254 amino acids.